Podarcis lilfordi (Lilford's wall lizard) is the source of this 15651-nucleotide messenger RNA. The record is from the annotation of a GenBank genome assembly. Lineage: Eukaryota; Metazoa; Chordata; Lepidosauria; Squamata; Lacertidae.
CCCCUCCACGUGGGUGCUGCUGGCUUGCUCGCUAGCCAGAAGGGAAAAGUCUUCUCGGGGACUCCAGAUUCCUCAAAGUGCGUCGGCAGGUAAAGACCCGCUUUUCUGUCUCCAGGGGCUGCAAAGGAUUUUGACCCAUGGGGUGGGUGGAAGGGAGGAAGAGAGAGGGGGCUUGGAGUGGGGUGAAAAGCAGAAUUUUGAACCAGGGGUUUAAAGGGAGAAACGUGGGAAGGUUAGGAGUAGAUGCGUGAGAGAGAAGGUGGUUUUGCUCCUGGUUUAAGAAGGCACCAGAAACUGAUCUAGGGGAAAAAGGGAGACCUAGAUCCAUUAUUAUUAUUACAUAUUUUAUUUAUACCCCACCCAUCUGGCUGGGUUUCCCCAGCCACCCUGGUGGCUCACAGCAUAUAUCAGAACAUACUAAAACAUCAAACAUUAAAAACUUCCCGAUAUAGGGCUGCCUUCAGAUGCCUUAUAAAAGGCAGAUCGUUGUUUAUUUCCUUGACAUCUGAAGGGAGGAUGUUCCAUGCAAUUGGAGAGGGCACUUCGGAGCCAAUAAGAAGGUAAAGGUAAAGGUACCGUUAGGUCCAGUCGCUGAUGAUUCUGGGGUUGCGGCGCUCAUCUCGCUUCAUUGGCUGAGGGAGCUGGUAUUUGUCCGCAGACAGCUUCCAGGUCAUGUGGCCAGCAUGACUAAGCCGCUUCUGGCAAACCAGAGCAGUGCACAGAAACGCCAUUUACCUUCCCGCCAGAGCGGUACCUAUUUAUCUACUUGCACUUUGUGCUUUCGAACUGCUAGGUUGUCAGGAGCAGGGACCGAGCAACGGGAGCUCACCUGUCACAGGGAUUCAAACAGCCAACCUUCUGAUCAGCAAGCCCUAGGCUCUGUGGUUUAACCCACAGCGCCACCCGCGUCCCUCAAAGCCAAUAGCCCUGGUUAAUUCCACACUCCAGUGGGCCACCAGGGAAUCAGCAGAAAGGCCAUCAACAUGGGAUAAAACCCCCCUACCACUCUCUGGAAACCAUUUGGAUUCAUUAAGUGGCGGGGGCGGACCAUCUGAAUCGGUCCCACCUCCUUGCAGAGGGGAAGGGUCGUGUUCAUCCAUAUGAUUGUCUAUGGUUUUCUUCACAGGUCGAGGUGCAAACCCAAAAAAUAAAAUGACGGCGGACGUGGAGCGACUCCUUAUCCAGUUCAAAGAUGAGGCUGGUGAAGCCUUGGGCUCUCCCUUUGAUGUGCCCAUCAACAUCACGCCAGAGAAGCUUCAGCUCGUCUGCAACGCCCUCCUGGAGAAGGUACUGGUGUUGGGGUUGCCUCCUGGGGCAGAGUUAAGGCUAAGGGGGACUGGCUUCUCCCGCCAGAAGCCAGAGUCUCUUGCUUUUUGAAUGCCACCCAGUCUCCUUAUUCCACAGACAAAUGCAGCUCUUCUGGGUUUAUGAAAUGGCUACUCACCCCAUCUGAAAUACUCCCUUUGCAGGCAAGGCUGAAUUCAUUAAAACAGAUCUCCAGAACAGAUAAAAAUUCAGACUUCUGUCCUCUAGUCUCCACUCUGUCAAAUAUUGAUGAGUUCAAACCAAUUAGCACAACGUUAAAUUUAAAAGUAAUUAAAAAUGUCGAGAGCUCGGAACCACAGACUCCGCCGCUUUUUGUCAUCUUUUUUAUUUGUUUUUCAAAAAUAUAAACAUAAAACAGUGCAAAAUCCAAAUAUCAAGAUUACUCUGAAUCGCCUGACUUCCCCAUCCUUUCCAUGGGUCCUUUUAAUUCUAUUUUCAACUGCAUAUCAGUACUUCUCCAAUUUUUCAUCUUCCUAAAUUAUCUAUUCAUUCUGUUAUAUUACAAGUGUGUUUAAAAUCCUGCGAAUGUUUUGGCCUGUUUAUAAUGAUUUUGUAUAUAUAUUAUAAACAUUUCCCCUUUUUAAAAUUUCUUGUCUUCUUGAUUCCUGAGCUGUCCAAUUAAUUUUGCCAUUGUGGCAUAGUCCUUCGACUUGAUUUGCCAUUCUUCUCUGGUCGGGGUUGUCUCUUCCUUCCAAACGCUGCCGCUUUUUGAAUGCAGAAUGUCCUGGGUUUAAUCUCCAGGUAGGGCUGAGAAUGCUCACCUGUGGAACCCUGGAGAGCUGCUGCCAGUCAGAGUAAGCAGUACUGUGAUUGAUGGACCGGUGUUUCUGAUGUGGUGCAAAGCAUCUUCCUACUGUCCUAAUCAAAUCGGCCCUUCAUUCAGAACCAUGAGGACUAGAACCUUGCUUUAAUUUUAUGGGGAGGGCUGUGGCUCAGUUCUAGAGAGUCUGAUUUGCAUGCAGCGCCCAGUGUUCCCUUUGGCUUGUGAGCUACAUUUCCAGUUCCCGAGAAUCUUUUGCCUUCGAGCAGGUAGCCAGCUGUGCUGGGCCAGGGGGUAACCCGAGCAACACGGUCCAGGUCCACUCCCGAAUCCAAGGGUUCCACGAGGAGUCAGACCAGCAGGACAUGAGGCAGGAAACCAGGCAAGGUCAGGCACAGGAUCACAGGCAGGUUCUGGCAAACAGCAGUGACCCUGGGGCAGAGUCCAGCAGCCUUUUUCUCUGUCGGGGUAACGGCUGGUCCUGAUCCCCCGGUGACUCACCUCCCUGUCUCGCCCAAAGGCGAGCACUCCUCCUGCGAGUAAUAAUAAUAAUAAUAAUAAUUUAUUAUUUAUACCCCGCCCAUCUGGCUGAGUUUCCCCAGCCACUCUGGGCGGCUCCCAAUCAAGUAUUAAAAAGUAUUAAAAACAGUACAGCGUUAAAUAUUAAAAACUUCCCUGAACAGGGCUGCCUUAAGAUGUCUUCUGAAUGUCAGGUAGUUGAUUAUCUCUUUGACAUCUGAUGGGAGGGCGUUGCACAGGGCGGGCGCCACUACCGAGAAGGCCCUCUGUCUGGUUCCCUGUAGCCUCACUUCUCACAAUGAGGGAACCGCCAGAAGGCCCUCGGCGCUGGAUGUCAGUGUCUGGGCUGAAUGAUGGGGGUGGAGACGCUCCUUCAGGUAUACAGGACCGAGGCCGUUUAGGGCUUUAAAGGUCAGCACCAACACUUUGAAUCGUUCUCGGAAACGUACUGGGAGCCAAGUACUCAGGUCUCUCCUUAUCCCAGACCUUAGUCUCUGCAGCUCGGGAGACGUCGGUGGGUUACUAGACCCAGAGGCCGCCUCAGCCUCUCCUGACCCAACCGGUAGUGGAGCAUCUGUAAGUGAUGGCCCAGCUGAAGGCAACGAGGUCAUCCCCGCAUCUGGAGCCAGGGCAGGCUCAAGCCCCUGACUCGGCCCAGCUGGUGCUUGUUGCAGGGGAACCUGUGCAAACUGGGGCUCUUCAGAAUCAGGCCCCAGACUCGAUUCCGAUGCCGCCUGAGGCAAAGGAUCCGGUGCGGACUCAGAUUCCUCUGGCUCCGAGUCCGAGCCCAAGUCCCAGGCCAUCACACCAACGCGAGAACCCAUGUGAAAAGUCCUGUUGAGCAAGGAACGUUAAAUUCCCUUUUUUUUAAAUGGUGAUUCGCUGUUGCCAAAGCGGUGCACCUAACACAGUGUCUGAAGCUGAAACCCCGACUCUCUCCCAUCAUAGGAGGAGCCGCUGCCGCUGGCUUUCUAUGUGCGAGACUCCGAGAUCGUGGCCUCCCUGCAGCAGACGUUGGCAGGCCAGGCCCUGGAGACGGAGAAGGUAGUGGAGAUCGUCUACCAGCCGCAGGCUGUGUUCAAAGUCCGCGCCGUCACCCGCUGCACCAGUUCUUUGGAGGGGCACAGCGAGGCCGUCAUCUCGGUCGCCUUCAGUCCCACUGGGAAGUAAGUCAAGGGUCCAGCCGGGGUUUGAGUGGAGGAGAGGGACAGAAAAGGAACAGGCAGAGCGUGUGGAUAAAAAUCAAUUGUUUUAUUUUUUAAAAAUUGGGGUUUUUUUAUUUAAAUCAGAUUUUUUAAAUUUAAAUCAGAUUUUUAAAAUUUAAAUCAGAUUUUUAAAAUAAAAUGCUUUUGGAGGAAAAGAAGGACAGAAAAGGAACAGGCAGAGCGUGUGGAUAAAAAUCAAUUGUUUUAUUUUAAAAAAAUUGGGGUUUUUUUAUUUAAAUCAGAUUUUUUUUAUUUAAAUCAGAUUUUUUUAUUUAAAUCAGAUUUUUUUUAUUUAAAUCAGAUUUUUAAAAUAAAAUGCUUUUGGAGGAAAAAUCUUUCCAAAGAUAGUUUUCUGUUUAAGUUACAUUACAGUCCAAAGGCUAUUCAUCAGGAAAUAAGGAUUUGUUUUAAGUUUUUCCUGUGUGCUAAAACUCAGUCUAAGUUGUUUUAAAAAAACCACGCGUUUAACCACAGUUAACAAACAUGGAUACAUAUGCUAUGUUAUUGCUUUAGUUUAAUAAAGUAUUUAAAUUGUUCUUAAGGAAAUGAUUGUUUUUCUCCUUCCAAUAAAGGACAGCAGAAAAGUUGUCCAAAUAUAAACAGUUAACUUAUUAAACCUCACACUAAUUUCAUACUUAUCUGUCUAUGUUUUUCUAAUAGUAUAACCAAAUCAGUAAUUUCUGAUAUAACUGUAAAAACUACUCUUGAAAAUUUAUUAUUCUAAAAAUGAAACCUUCCUCUGGUUGUAAAUAUUAAGAAUGAGCAAGAAUACCAGCAAGGAGUCUUUCUGUAAAAAGAAUGAUUUAAAUCAAGUCUUACUGACUAGUGAUUUAAAACGUUUUGAUUUAAAUCAAAUCCACCCUGGUUCCAGGGAUGACUAAAUGGCUGGCUGGAGCCUCUUUGACCUGCCUUUGCUAGGUUGCGUCCCAGCGAUGCACGGAACCUCCUUGCCCUUGAGCGAGGCGAUAACGAGGCUUUCAAGUUUGACUGUCACUUUGUUUCCCGAUGAGUAAUGUUCCCCAAACUUGGGCCGCCGGUGUUUUGGGGACUACAGCUCCCAUCAUCCCUAGCUAGCAGGACCAGUGGUCAGGGGUGAUGGGGAUUUGGGUCCAAAAACAGCUGGAGACCCAAGUGUGGGGAAAUCCUGACUUAGAGGAUGGGAUUGUGCCUGCUGCACAAUCCCAGAAUCUGCCCUGGAGGGUCCCAAAGUGAGAAUCUGCAUGCACCCAGCUGUCGUCCCCCCCGUCCUUUUCAAGGUACCUCGCCAGUGGCUCCGGGGACACAACUGUGCGCUUCUGGGACCUCAACACGGAGACCCCGCACUUCACGGCCAAGGGUGAGUCUCAAUAAGGGUGUGGAAAAAUGUCUUCCAAGAAUCUGUUUUGAGUUGGUGGCUGCCCCAGGGGCGUGCGGAUGGACUGUGUCCAUCUGGCGUUGGUUUUAAGGGGACAAAAGCCAUGGCUCAGUGGUAGAGCAUUUGCUUUGGAGACAGACGGUCUCAGGUUUGAUCCCUGAAAUGUCCAUGUUGGGCAGGGAAUUCUCCCCAUCUGAAAAUCCGCAUUUUCUGCCUGUUUAGGCACAGAACGUGUCCAUGUGGUUUCUAGUCUCUUUCUGCUUGCCGUUGAUUAUAAUUCUCUCUUGAAUCUUAACAAAAUACUUUUUAAAAAAAAAUAGUACUCUUACUGGCUCUUUCUUUUUUUAAAUUUAUUUAUUUGGUUUUAUCCAAAUUAUAGUUUUACAAUCACAUAUGCAACAUAAAGACAAGAUUCUAUAGAACAGGCAUCCCCAACCUGCAGCCCUCCAGAUGUUUUGGCCUACAACUCCCAUGAUUCCUAGCUAACAGGACCAGUGGUCAGGGAUGAUGGGAAUUGUAGUCCAAAACAUCUGGAGGGCCGAUGGUUGGGGAUGCCUGUUCUAUAGAAUCUCCUGGACUUUCUUCCUCCCCUUUGUGGGUCCUGUUGUUCAUCAUUUCCUCCUGCAUCUUUUAUAAUAAUCUUUUUACAUCUCCAUUCUAUCCAAAAUUCACCAUUAAACUACAAGUAUUAUUACAAUCCCACACACAAUUCUAACUGUUUGCAAUGGUUUUUAAGAUAAGUUAAAAAAAAUUCCCAAUUCUUUAUUAAAAUUUUGGUUUUCCUGAUUUCUGAUUCUUCUGGUCAUUUUGCCAAUUUUUUCACCAGGUCACCGUCACUGGGUGCUCAGCAUAGCCUGGUCUCCUGAUGGCAGGAAAUUGGCGUCUGGGUGCAAAAACUGCCAGGUACAGGGUGUCCCUCACCUUUGGGUCUUGGUACUCCCUCUGAAUUCAUCCUGGGCUGGGUCUUUCUUUCUCUGAGCCGAGGACAAACAGGGACCCACAGCAAAAAAAAAGUUGCAGUACGGCAUGCUUUUGUUCAGAGUGCCGGCCAUUCCCUUUCACGGGUUCCUCCAUUCCGUUUUCUGCCUCCUAGUCUUCUGUCCCUUUCAACAGACAAGAGUUGUCCUCACCAAUAAGUGCAGGGAAAUAUUGUGCUGUUGAGUACUUCUGUUCAGGAUGCCCAUUUUGGGGAUGCUCCAUUCCUCGUUGCCCUUUCUGGUAUUCUCUCCCCAUCCACAGCCAAGGACCAGCCUCUCAGAUCAGGACCAGCACAACAACAAAGUGUUGCUGUGUCAGGCGCUCCUGUUCAGGAUGCCAGCCAUACCCUUUUUUGGGAUACUCCAUUCCACAUCGCCCCUUCCAGUGUUCUCUUCCCCAUCACAGACAAGGACCAGCCUUGUAGUUAAGCAGGGUUUCCAACUAACUGUUGCAGUGUCAAGCGCUCCUGUUCAGGAUGCCAGCCAUACCCGUUUUGUGGAUACUCCGUUCCAUUUCCCCCAUAUUUUGUUCCUCUGCUUUUUCCUGCCAAUGGACAAGCUGUGUUCGUGGCCAGUGAGCUCAUUCAGUCCUCACUGAGCUAUUUUAGGUUUUCCUCCCCCUUAACUCUUUCCACCUCUAUAAAGCUUUUGGGGGAUGGCGUUGUAGUUCUGCAAACCUUGAUUCCUUGGACGUGACUCUUGCCACUUUGGCGAUCACUGACGGCUAGCCGUGACGGUGAUGUUCUCCCUCACCUGUCAGAGACAGUAUACCUCUGAAUGCCAGCCGCUGGGAAUCACAAGUGAGCAGAAUUGCUGCUCAGGUGACCUUCGUGUAGCAAUCUCUCUGUCUGCCUGGGCCGCAGCCGUAUUUCUGAUUUUAUCCUUUCGUGCAGAUAUUUCUCUGGGAUCCCAAGACGGGGAACCAGAUCGGACGGGUCCUCGUGGGGCACUCCAAAUGGAUUACUUCUCUCUGCUGGGAGCCUCUACAUCUGUAAGUCUCCCCCAUUCUGGACACCCCCCCAAAAAAAACACACCUUCUAAUCCUUUGGGUUACUUUGGAUUGCUUUGGAUUUCAACCCAUUCAUCCAUCAGCAUGGUGUAAUGGUUAGGAUGUCAGGCAAUGGCUGGGAAGACCUGAGUUCGAAUCUCCCAUUCAGCCGUGAAGUGCCCUUAAGCUAGUCGCCAUCUCACAACCUGACCUCUCUCCCUAGAGCUGAGUGUGCCUUGAAUCAGCACAAAUACAGGAGGAAAGUCUGGAUUGCUGUACCGCCUCUCAAAUCUCUGUUUUUCCUCUUUUAAACAAAAAAUGCAAGGUUCUAACCCGUAAAACAGUUUAAAACUUGUGUCAACUUUAUAAACAUCUGGGUAAGGUAAAGGUAAAGGGACCCUGACCAUUAGGUCCAGUCGUGACCGACUCUGGGGUUGCGGUGCUCAUCUCGCUUUAUUGGCCAAGGGAGCCGGCGUACAGCUUCCGGGUGAUGUGGCCAGCAGGACUAAGCCGCUUCUGGCGAACCAGAGCAGCGCACGGAAACACCGUUUACCUUCCCGCAGGAGUGGUACCUAUUUAUCUACUUGCACUUUGAUGUGCUUUCGAACUGCUAGGUUGGUAGGAGCAGGGAUCGAGCAACGGGAGCUCACCCCGUCGUGGGGAUUCGAACCGCCGACCUUCUGCUCAGCAAGUCCUAGGCUUUGUGGUUUAACCCACAGCGCCAUCUAAACCAGGCAUUGGCAAACUCGGCCCUCCAGAAGUUUUUCAGCUUACAACUCCCAUCAUCCCUAGCUAACAGGACCAGUGGUCAGGGAUGAUGGGAAUUGUAGUCUCGAAACAUCUGGAGGGCCGAGUUUGCCUAUGCCUGGUCUAAACAAUGAUAUCUUUAGCAGGCACGGAAACGAGUAUAUCGUGAGGACGCCUGCCUGAUAUCAAUAGGCAGGGAGUUCCAACGCCUUAGCUUAAGGUUUCCUGGUUUUGGCCUCUGCAGGAACCCGGAAUGCCGCUACCUGGCCAGCUCCUCCAAAGACGGCAGCGUCCGCGUCUGGGACACAGUCGCAGGCCGGUGCGACAAGAUCCUGACGGGCCACACGCAGUCGGUGACCUGCGUCAAGUGGGGCGGGGACAACUUGCUGUACUCCUCGUCUCAGGAUCGGACCAUCAAGGUCUGGAGGCCCCUGGAUGUAAGUCUGGGAAAGUCUGAGAAAUUAAGAAAUGCAGACUAAGCGAUAAAGAACGGAAAAUCAUCAGAGGUGGUUGACGAAAGUCUGAAAUAUUGUAUAAGAUAAGAAGUUAUGUUAAAUGAUUGUUGAAAAUGAUAUGUAAAAAAAACAAUAAAAAUGUAUUUAAAAAAGAGUUGCGAGUCAGGGACUGAUUUGCCUUUUUUUUCUGUUCCGCUUUUCAGGGAGUCCUCUGCCGCACACUUCAGGGUCACGCGCACUGGGUGAACACUAUGGCGCUCAGCACAGACUAUGUUCUCCGCACUGGGGCUUUUGAGCCGGUUGAGGCCUCCAUCAACCCCCAGGACGUCAGCGGAUCCCGUAAGUGGCGUCAGGCUACUGCCUCUCCUUUUGCUUGUGUUCAAGGCAGGGAAUCACAGAGUCCUACAGUCGGAAGGGAACCCGUGGGUCAUCUAGUCCAACCCCCCGCAAUGCAGGGAUCUCAGCUAAAGCAUCCAUGACAGAUGACCAGACAACCUCUGCUUAUAAACCCCCCAAGGAAAGAAAGUCUACAACCUCCAGGGGGAAUUCUUACUCUUUCUCUCUCCCUGGGAGAAAGGAAGCUGUUGCUAUCACUUUUGCACCAUGAAAUCAGCAUGAAAUGCAGAAUUUUGAGCAUCCUUGGGGGCUCAGCGUUCUGACCAAGCAGGCUCCUCUGGCUGCAGGUAGUUCCUAACCUGCGUUUCCUUCCUCCUACAGUGGCAGAGAUAAAGCAGAAAGCACAGCAGAGGUACAGCCAAGUCAGGGUAAGUCUGCCCUCCUGCCUGCCCUGGCCACGAAAUAGCCGCUCGGCCGCAGCUCCCAGAGCUCUCAGCAAAGGGGUUGGUUGUUCAACCACUCCGGGAACAGUAGCUUUGCAGAGGAGAAUACGGCUCUCCCAACAGCACCCUCAACAAACUGUAGUUCCCCAGUUUCUUUUUCUUCCCCUCCCCCCAAUAAUUUUUAUUAAUUUUUUCCAAAUAUCUUAAACACAAUACAGCUUAACAAUAUUAUUCUCCUUUCAAUCUAUAUCUUAUCCAAAUUAACUCCCCUCCACCCCUCUUCUGGCUUCUCUACAUUGCUCUUACUUAAGCGUGAUUACUAUAUAUACAUUCCAUAAAUGUCUGUAAUUCCUUAAUACAUUUUUGUAUUAUACUUUAGGCAUACAUUCCUUAUUAUAUUACAGCAUUACAUCUUGUGGUCUAACCAAAUGUUUACAAUAAAUGUUAGGAGUUUUAUUUUAAUCCUGUGAGUGUCUUUAUCUAUGUACAGUUUCCUCUAAGUACCGAUAUACCAUAAAUUUGGACCAUUCUUUUUGGAAUUUCUCAUCGUCCUACUGUUGGAUUCUUCCAGCUAGCCUUGCUAUUUCCGCAUACACCAAUACUUUCUGUUGCCAUUCUUCAAUCGUCGGAAUAUCCUGUUCUUUCCAUCUCUGUGCGAGGAGUAGUCUUCCUGCUGUUGUGGCAUACAGGAAGAAUUUCUGAUCUUCCUUUUUAAUGUCCUCUCCAACCAUUCCUAACAAAAAUGCCUCUGGUUUUUUAUAAAAGAUGUACCUAAAUAUCUUUUUAAACUCAUUAUACACACUAUCCCUUGUCACACAACCACCACAUGUGGUAGAAAUUUCCCUCUUUUACAGUGCAUUUCCAACAGUUCUUAUUUUUCAUUUUGUACAUCUUUGCUAGUUUGGUGGGUGUUAAGUACCACCUAUACAUCAUUUUUAACAAAUUCUCUUUUAAGGUCAUGGAUGCGGUAAAUUUUAUUCCUAAAUUCCAUAGCCUUGUCCAUUUCUCAUACUCGAUAUUAUAUCCUAGGUCCAUUGCCCACUUAGUCAUGACCUCCUUAAUUUCUUCAUCUUUUGCCAUUCCAACAAAAAAUUAUAUACUUUAGUUUCCCAGUUUCUAUGGGUGAAGCUAUGGCGGUUUAAAGUUGUGCUUUAAAUAUAGAGCAAUGAGGCCUCUGUCUUGGGCAGCUGGUUGCAUCUUGCGCCAAUGAGUUCCCAAGUUUGAGCCUUGUUGAGUUGUGUUGGAAAGAAUCAAACGUGACUAACUUGGGCCUAUUCAUUUCAUUGGCUCCCCUUGAGUAUAGUCGAUUAGCAAGGAAUCUGGUGCAUCUUAGGGGGUGGUCGGCCCCAGAAUGAGGUGCUAUCCCAGAAUCCCAUUCUUCUCAGUGACAGAGGGCGCUUCCUUCUCUGCCCACAGGGCACGGGGCUUGAAAGGCUCGUCUCCGGGUCGGAUGACUUCACGCUGUUCCUCUGGGCACCUGCAGAGGACAAAAAGCCUUUGGGGAGAAUGACCGGCCACCAGGCGUUGAUCAACCAAGUUCUUUUCUCUCCCGACACGCGGAUCAUUGCCAGUGCGUCCUUCGACAAGUCCGUCAAGCUGUGGGAUGGCAAAACGGGCAAGUAAGUUUGUGAUAAUUAUACCGUUUCCCUUUAUCUCAAGCCGCUUCACAAUUUUCCAAGGAAGAGCUACGAAAAUAAUGAUGGAUGUAUCAAAGUACUCCCUGUUACAGGCAAAUGAUUAAAAAAGCCUAUAUUUAAUUAAAAACACACACACGUUUGGUCUUAGGCCUCAGCUGCGCCUCGGGAAUUAUGAUUGCUUUCAGUUUUCCAGUUCGUCUUCGUAAAACAAGUUCUAAGUCCUCUUUCGGGCUUUCCAGCAGGGAUGCUGAAAAUCAGAGGCUCUCCAUAGGCUGGUUCUGCAGGGAAGGGGGAUAAACCACAUUUGCGUCACAGUCUUAACACAGUUGGAGUUCUUGUUAUUAAAUAUACCAAGAAAAAAGCACACCAACAACUCUGGCCGAUAUAAGUUUCAGUAGUGGGAGUGGUCCCUACUUGCAAAUCAAUAGUCAGUUGUAACAAAAACUAAUCCAUUCAAAAGUAUGUAUUCUGACAGGGAUUACAAACUCAAAUAGAGAUUACAAACUCAAACUCAUAAGGAUAUGUAUAGCACAAUAAUUCAUUACAGAAUCAGAGACUGUGCUUUUUUCUUGGUAGAGUCUUAACACACACACAUUCCCCACACUAGGUAUCUCACCUCCCUGCGGGGGCACGUAUCGGCAGUGUACCAGAUCGCGUGGUCGGCCGACAGCCGCCUACUGGUCAGCGGGAGCAGCGACAGCACACUCAAGGUCUGGGACGUCAAGACACAGAAACUGGCUGUCGACCUUCCUGGCCAUGCGGACGAGGUAAGGCCCUAGACAGCGGUGAGGUUUUUCAUCGGGGCUGCUUGGUAGGAGAGGACAGGGCGGCAGAUUGAGGACCCUGACCCCAAAAUUGGCCCAUUGGUGGUUUGUGGAUCAGCGGUGGGGAACCGGAGCCAUACCCCCUUUGCAGGCUGAUUAUUGAUUAUUAUUUCAGCCAGAUCCAUCGUCCCUUGACCGGCACCUGGACAGGCUAUAUGACAUCAGGUGGUUCCUGAUUUUAAGCUCUUCUAAAGGGACGCGGGUGGCGGUAUGGGUUAAACCACAGAGCCUAGGACUUGCCGAUCAGAAGGUCGGCGGUUCGAAUCCACGUGACGGGGUGAGCUCCCGUUGCUCAGUCCCUGCUCUUGCCAACCUAGCAGUUCGAAAGCACACCAGUGCAAUUAGAUAAAUAGGUACCGCUCCGGCGGGAAGGUAAACGGCGUUUCUGUGCGCUGCUCUGGUUUCACCAGAAGCGGCUUAGUCAUGCUGGCCACAUGACCCGGAAGCUGUACCCCAGCUCCCUUGGCCAAUAAAGUGAGAUGAGCACCACAACCCCAGAGUUGGCCACAACUGGACCUAAUGGUCAGGGGUCCCUUUACCUUUUUAAAGGGGCAAGAAGAAGCGUUCACUUUGUUUAAAGGUAAAGGUAAAGGACCCCUGACAGUUAACUCCAGUCUCGAACGACUCGAGGGUUGCAGCGCUCGUCUCGCUUUACUGGCCAAAGGAGCCGGCAUUUGUUAGCAGACAGUUUUUCCGGGUCAUGUGGCCAGCAUGACUAAGCCGCUUCUGGCGAAACCAGAGCAGCACACGGAAACGCUGCUUACCUUCCUGCCGCAGCGGUACCUAUUUAUCUACUUGCACUUUGACGUGCUUUCAAACUGAUAGUGGGCAGGAGCAGGGACUGAGCAACGGGAGCUCACCCCGUCGCGGGAAUUCAAACCGCUGACCUUCCAAUCGGCAAGCCCUAGGCUUAGUGGUUUAGACCACCCGUGUCCCUUUGUAAACUUGGUUUACAAGUUGCAAAAAAAAAUCUUUAAAAACACACCCACCCACACACACCCACACCCAAAGAGGACCCGUUCGAUCCUUGCUCACUUAUCUGUUAAAUAUUUCUAUAUCCUGACUGUUUGUGCCACCCAAAGUCUGGCUGCCCUGGUCCUGGUGGAAGGCAGGUCCAAUGAGCCCCAUCAUCGAGGGCGCAUGGUGCAUCAUUAUGCACGCACCACAUAACUGAUUUCAUAAUGAAUUGAUUUUAGAAUGCUGUAUUGUUUUACUGUUGUUAGCCGCUCUGAGCCCAGCUUCAGCUGGGGAGGGCGGGAUAUAAAUAAAUUAUUAUUAUUAUUAUUAUUAUUAUUACAACCUGUUGUCGUUUCCUAAACUCAGCCCGCUGAGAACCUGAGCGUGCACUACCUUUUUCGCACACAAAAAUGGAAAAUGAAGUUGCUAGUCCCUAAGAUGGCUGGCAGCUUGCGCGAGCCAUGGUGGUGAAAUCUUGCUCGCUCUUUUCUUCUCGCUUUGCUGUUUCUUUGGCAAAGCCCACCGAGGCGCAUUCGAGAAAAGCAUCUCCAAGCCCCUCAGAGCGGCUGUGGACUGACCCUCCUCUUGUUCCCUUCCCAGGUGUUUGCGGUGGACUGGAGUCCUGACGGACAACGGGUAGCGAGCGGUGGGAAGGACAAAUGUCUGAGGAUGUAAGUUCAAGGCAGGGGUUUUUGCCUGGAAGGUGGGUCGCUCCAUUAUCUUCAGAAAAGGAACAUGAUCUGGAAGCCUCUCUCGCCUUUUCAUUGCACUUCUGGUGUCACUGCCUGUGUGAGAGAGAGAAAAGUGAGGGAGUCAUUAGUGUACCUGGCUAUUUAGAAUAAGGGGGGCCAAUGUGGCACCCUCCAGGUCCUUUUAGACUACAACUCCCAUCAUCCCCAGCCAGUGGUUGCCCAAUGGGUGUUGAGAGUCUUUGACAUACACAUUGGUUAUCCCUGAUUUAAAGUGUACAGUGGUACCUCAGGUUACAUACGCUUCAGGUUACAGACUCCGCUAACCCAGAAAUAGUGCUUCAGGUUAAGAACUUUGCUUCAGGAUAAGAACAGAAAUCGGGCUCCAGCGGUGAGGCAGCAGCAGGAGGCCCCAUUAGCUAAAGUGGCGCUUCAGGUUAAGAACAGUUUCAGGUUAAGAACGGACCUCCGGAAUGAAUUAAGUACUUAACCCGAGGUACCACUGUAACUAAAAUUAAGGGGAGAACAAUAUAAAGGGCAGGUCUCUGCCCCCAAGGGGCCUACAGUUCCACAUUUUCAGUUCUGUUGGCUGUGUGAUCUAGCGAAUGAAAGUCAGGCCUGAUCAGCCACAAAUCUCACUGGGUGUGCUUGGGCAAGUUGUUGUCCGGCCUGACCUACCUCGCAAGGUUGUUGGGAGGAGAAAGUGGGCAUCAUCACCCUGUGGGGAACCCACAGGUCUUGCCGCACUACAACUCCCAUCAUCCUUGACCCACUGGCCGUACUUCCCGGGGGCUGGUGGAAAUUGUAGUUCAGCAACAGCCAGAGGCUCCCCUUCAGCACCUGCCUUUGAGGAAAGGAAAAAUACAGAUAUUUUCGAUGUUUUUCUUCUUCUUUAAACAGAUGGAGACGAUAGCUGUGAGGAAAGGACUGUCACAUAUGGAGCCCAUCCGCUUGGCAGUUUCCCCCCCUGGCGCAGGCUGCGGCCUGCCAGCCUUCCAUUUUCAGGAGGGCUACUUGAAUCAAGACUGUUCUCUCUUUUUGGAUCCAGAUAAAGGAGUCCUCUCCUCUCUUGUCAGCCGGCUUCUGGGCUACUUGAUGCCUCUUGCUAAGUUGUUGCUGCUCACAGUUGUCUAAAACCUACACACACACACACACACACCCUGCCAGUAUUCCCUGAUGAGAGCAAGCGCAGUCUAGAAGUCGAAGCGGAAGCAAUCCAGAAGGUCCUGAGUUCGAAUCUCCCCAUUUUAGCCAUGGAUUCACAAUGUGUCGUUAGGCCAGCAUCGGCCCACCACCGCCACCCCACCAUGGCCUGAGAAAGGGGUGAUAAUCUUAUUUCUUCUCCUAAUCGCAAACCUGGCUGCUGAGUGCUGAAAAGACGCUUCCAUUGAGGAGCAAGACAGAAAGUUUGAGCACUGAUAGAACCCCUGAGGUUCAAAGAAAUGAUAAAUAAAUUGAUAAAUCUCUCUUUUAAGCAGUUUGCAGCUUACCUUAAAACACCAAACAGUCUGUAUUUUCAAAGCACCAGUGUAAAACAUCAGAAACGAAAAUCGGGAAGCACAACAAAGUUCCCUGUUUAAAGUAGCAUAAUUUGCUGAAAAACAACAUAUUCUCUUACAUGUGCGAAAAAGAAACCCAUUACAAAAAAGAAUCGAAUGCAAAAAGUAUUCCGUGAGUAAAGCAUCAUUAGCAGCUAAACAAAAAUAAUGGUUUGUAUUAAGUUUAACUUGGGGCAGACGCAUUAGAAUUGGACUCACGGUACCCAGGUCCAUUAUUUUAUGUGGAUCUCAAAGUUGGACCGCUCAAACGUUUAUCAGUGUGUGAGUCACAAUGGUCAAUGGGAGGAAGUUAACAUUCCAUAAGGCACCUUGGAUUUAUUUGUUUACCAAAGAGACUAGUCCCUUUGAGAUCAGGGCAAGCGUGCCACGGCCUUCCUCCCCCUUUCUGUUCUAAUAUCAUUUGUCUUCAUUCAGCUGCCUCAGAGGCCUGUUCCCAGGGAGGAAGGCAGCCUAUAAAUAUUUUAAAUAAAGAGCUUUUGACAGCCAAUGUGUAACGGUUAGAGUGCCAAGACCAGGGUUCAAAUCCACCACUCGGCCGUGAAGCUCACUGGGUCACCUUGGGCCAGUCCCCGUCUCUCUCGGCCUAACCUACCUCACAGGGUUGUUGUGAAUAUAAGAUAGGGAGAGCGGUAAGCCAUGUUGCCUUAAUCACAGGAGGAAAAUGUGUUUUGUAAACAUAAUGAAUAAAUCAAUUUUAAAAUUGCCUUAUUGAUUCCCCCACCCCAUAUUUUUUUUGUUAAGCCAUCCAUGCAAAACAGCCAUCGCCGUUUAAAUCCAUAAUCUGAUAAUUUAGGAGAUAAGCAUUAUUCUGCUGGAUUAGAAUAAAAGGCCAUCUGGUCCGACCGACAUCCUUGUUCCCAGAGCGGCCAAUCGAG